AUGAGAGCUCGGACCGACCCGGGGGUUCUGCCUCCGGCUCUGGUUCGGAACCUGACAGAGAACCUGACAGAGAACCUGACAGAGAACCUGACUGAGAACCUGACUGAGAACCUGACUGAGAACCUGACAGAGAACCUGACAGAGAACCUGACAGAGAACCUGACUGAGAACCUGACUGAGAACCUGACUGAGAACCUGACAGAGAACCUGACAGAGAACCUGACAGAGAACCUGACUGAGAACCUGACAGAGAACCUGACAGAGAACCUGACUGAGAACCUGACUGAGAACCUGACUGAGAACCUGACUGAGAACCUGACUGAGAACCUGACAGAGAACCUGACUGAGAACCUGACUGAGAACCUGACUGAGAACCUGACUGAGAACCUGACUGAGAACCUGACUGAGAACCUGACUGAGAACCUGACAGAGAACCUGACAGAGAACCUGACAGAGAACCUGACUGAGAACCUGACUGAGAACCUGACUGAGAACCUGACAGAGAACCUGACAGAGAACCUGACAGAGAACCUGACUGAGAACCUGACUGAGAACCUGACUGAGAACCUGACUGAGAACCUGACUGAGAACCUGACUGAGAACCUGACUGAGAACCUGACUGAGAACCUGACAGAGAACCUGACAGAGAACCUGACAGAGAACCUGACUGAGAACCUGACUGAGAACCUGACUGAGAACCUGACAGAGAACCUGACAGAGAACCUGACAGAGAACCUGACUGAGAACCUGACUGAGAACCUGACUGAGAACCUGACUGAGAACCUGACUGAGAACCUGACAGAGAACCUGACAGAGAACCUGACUGAGAACCUGACUGAGAACCUGACUGAGAACCUGACAGAGAACCUGACAGAGAACCUGACAGAGAACCUGACUGAGAACCUGACAGAGAACCUGACAGAGAACCUGACAGAGAACCUGACUGAGAACCUGACUGAGAACCUGACAGAGAACCUGACAGAGAACCUGACUGAGAACCUGACUGAGAACCUGACUGAGAACCUGACUGAGAACCUGACUGAGAACCUGACAGAGAACCUGACAGAGAACCUGACUGAGAACCUGACUGAGAACCUGACUGAGAACCUGACUGAGAACCUGACAGAGAACCUGACAGAGAACCUGACUGAGAACCUGACUGAGAACCUGACUGAGAACCUGACAGAGAACCUGACAGAGAACCUGACAGAGAACCUGACAGAGAACCUGACUGAGAACCUGACUGAGAACCUGACUGAGAACCUGACUGAGAACCUGACUGAGAACCUGACAGAGAACCUGACAGAGAACCUGACAGAGAACCUGACUGAGAACCUGACUGAGAACCUGACUGAGAACCUGACUGAGAACCUGACAGAGAACCUGACAGAGAACCUGACAGAGAACCUGACUGAGAACCUGACAGAGAACCUGACAGAGAACCUGACAGAGAACCUGACUGAGAACCUGACUGAGAACCUGACAGAGAACCUGACAGAGAACCUGACUGAGAACCUGACUGAGAACCUGACUGAGAACCUGACUGAGAACCUGACUGAGAACCUGACUGAGAACCUGACUGAGAACCUGACAGAGAACCUGACAGAGAACCUGACAGAGAACCUGACUGAGAACCUGACAGAGAACCUGACAGAGAACCUGACUGAGAACCUGACUGAGAACCUGACUGAGAACCUGACUGAGAACCUGACUGAGAACCUGACAGAGAACCUGACAGAGAACCUGACAGAGAACCUGACAGAGAACCUGACUGAGAACCUGACAGAGAACCUGACUGAGAACCUGACUGAGAACCUGACUGAGAACCUGACUGAGAACCUGACAGAGAACCUGACUGAGAACCUGACUGAGAACCUGACUGAGAACCUGACAGAGAACCUGACAGAGAACCUGACUGAGAACCUGACUGAGAACCUGACUGAGAACCUGACUGAGAACCUGACAGAGAACCUGACAGAGAACCUGACAGAGAACCUGACUGAGAACCUGACUGAGAACCUGACUGAGAACCUGACAGAGAACCUGACAGAGAGAACCUGA
Molecule: messenger RNA, 2061 nt
Organism: Knipowitschia caucasica
Lineage: Eukaryota; Metazoa; Chordata; Actinopteri; Gobiiformes; Gobiidae
Source: the annotation of a GenBank genome assembly